Messenger RNA from Ahaetulla prasina, 830 nucleotides. RefSeq names its product microfibril associated protein 5 (gene MFAP5). The coding region runs from base 285 to 695 and encodes 136 amino acids. Gene Ontology annotation, cellular component: microfibril. The record is from RefSeq and is a predicted model, not a curated record. NCBI's taxonomy places the organism in Eukaryota, Metazoa, Chordata, Lepidosauria, Squamata, Colubridae. Gene Ontology annotation, biological process: embryonic eye morphogenesis. The transcript is spliced from 6 exons.
GGAGAGGGUUGUGUCCCAAAAACAGGAUGAUUUUUGUAGGAGAUGAUGCAGAUGCAAUUAACAACGAAAAUCAGAAAAUAAAUGGAUAGGAGAGAAGGAUGGAAAGGAAUGUAGUAUUAUCUUCAACUCAGAUUAUUUGGUUUUCAGAUAGAACAGUUGAGCAGCUGAGAAGGGAGAUUAAGGAACCUUCAGUUACUGUUGUACAUCAGUGAGUGAAAGGGAAGGAUAUGUAAGAUGUACGUAAGGAACUUCCAUUUAUUUUCUUUCUUUCUCACUUUGCAGAAAUGGUGGCCUGUGGAACUCAGAUGUUGCUGUGCCUGCUAACUAUUGUUCUCCUGCCAUCUGAGUGGCUUUUGCUGGGAGUUGUUGCUCAAACAACAGCAGUUGAUAGUGGUCCAACAAUAGCUCCUGAAUGCCGGGAAGAGCAGUUUCCUUGCACACGUCUGUACUCUAUUCACAAGCCUGUGAAGCAGUGCAUCAGUUAUUUGUGUGUCACAAGUGUCCGUCGGGCAUACAUAAUAAACAAGGAGAUCUGCUCUCGUAUUGUUUGCAAAGAAGAUGAAGCCAUGCAAGAGGAGAUUUGCCGCCAGCUGGCUGGCCUGCCACCACGCCGCCUCCACCGCUCUGAUGAACCCCGAGGACCAUCCUGUCGGCGAGCAAAGGGCCAAUCUCAGAACACACUUGAUUCUCAGUGAUCAGAAAGCUGUAGGAAUGAGAAGAACAAAGAGGAACUGAGAUCAUACUGGAAACCCAUUCCAGAUUUACCUUUUCUUUUUUUUAAAAAAAAGUUUUUUAUUUUAAACACAUUAAAACAAAACACAAACAUACAA